GUCAAAAUGCAGAUCUUCGUGAAGACCCUCACCGGCAAGACCAUCACCCUGGAGGUGGAGCCCAGCGAUACCAUCGAGAACGUGAAGGCCAAGAUCCAGGAUAAAGAAGGCAUCCCUCCCGACCAGCAGAGGCUCAUCUUUGCUGGCAAGCAGCUGGAGGAUGGCCGCACUCUCUCCGAUUACAACAUCCAGAAAGAGUCGACCCUGCACCUCGUGCUCCGUCUGAGGGGUGGUAUGCAGAUCUUCGUGAAGACCCUCACCGGCAAGACCAUCACCCUGGAGGUGGAGCCCAGCGAUACCAUCGAGAACGUGAAGGCCAAGAUCCAGGAUAAAGAAGGCAUCCCUCCCGACCAGCAGAGGCUCAUCUUUGCUGGCAAGCAGCUGGAGGAUGGCCGCACUCUCUCCGAUUACAACAUCCAGAAAGAGUCGACCCUGCACCUCGUGCUCCGUCUGAGGGGUGGUAUGCAGAUCUUCGUGAAGACCCUCACCGGCAAGACCAUCACCCUGGAGGUGGAGCCCAGCGAUACCAUCGAGAACGUGAAGGCCAAGAUCCAGGAUAAAGAAGGCAUCCCUCCAGACCAGCAGAGGCUCAUCUUUGCUGGCAAGCAGCUGGAGGAUGGCCGCACUCUCUCCGAUUACAACAUCCAGAAAGAGUCGACCCUGCACCUGGUGCUGCGUCUGAGGGGUGGCUGUUAAUUUUUCAGUCUUGCAUUCUUAGGGCCCAGUGAUGGUAUUAUUCUGCACUCUUAGCCAUUUGCCCCAAUUUAAGUUUAGAAAUAACCAGUUUCAGUAAUAGCUGAAUAGCUCGUUUCUCAAUAGCUGUUCAAAAUGUUUAAUAAAGGUUUUCUUGCAUGGUAA
This is a messenger RNA of Manis pentadactyla (Chinese pangolin), 858 nucleotides long. RefSeq names its product ubiquitin B (gene UBB). Gene Ontology annotation, cellular component: cytoplasm; nucleus. NCBI's taxonomy places the organism in Eukaryota, Metazoa, Chordata, Mammalia, Pholidota, Manidae. Gene Ontology annotation, molecular function: ubiquitin protein ligase binding; protein tag activity. The record is from RefSeq and is a predicted model, not a curated record. Gene Ontology annotation, biological process: protein ubiquitination; modification-dependent protein catabolic process. The coding region runs from base 7 to 696 and encodes 229 amino acids. The transcript has a single exon.